AGCAAUAUAUAUAGUGUAAUAGGCGAUUAGGGUUUAGAUUUCCGCCGCUCUGCUUUCACAGCACUUCCUCUCAAAGCCAUAAACGGAGGAGAGCUUCAUCCACCAGAAUUCAAGAUGCCGUCGCACAAGACAUUCAUGAUCAAGAAGAAGCUUGCGAAGAAGCAGAGGCAGAAUAGGCCAAUCCCGUACUGGAUCCGCCUCCGUACCGACAACACCAUCCGCUACAACGCCAAACGCCGUCACUGGCGCCGUACUAAGCUCGGCUUUUAAGCAUACCCUUCUUUUAUAGAGUUUUGCGUUAUAUUCUGCUUUUCCUUUCUAUUAGGAUUCAAUGUUUACGGAUGAUGUUAAGACGCAAGAUUUCUAUUCGGUUUUAUUAUUCAGAUUUUGUCUUGAAUUGAAAUUUGAAGUUAAUCUACGGAUUUAAUUUUCAUUCU
Messenger RNA from Olea europaea var. sylvestris, 437 nucleotides. RefSeq names its product 60S ribosomal protein L39-3. Gene Ontology annotation, cellular component: ribosome; cytosolic large ribosomal subunit. NCBI's taxonomy places the organism in Eukaryota, Viridiplantae, Streptophyta, Magnoliopsida, Lamiales, Oleaceae. Bases 115 to 270 code for a protein of 51 amino acids. Gene Ontology annotation, molecular function: structural constituent of ribosome. Gene Ontology annotation, biological process: translation. The transcript is spliced from 2 exons. The record is from RefSeq and is a predicted model, not a curated record.